AUGCUAUAAGAUAAAAGAGAUAACGCAAUAAAUAUUAUUAGUGGUUAGUAAUUUAAAAUCUAAAAAAAUGCAGCAAUAUUCGUUGUGAAAAAAAUCCCCAAAAAAGUAGUAGCAUAAUCAAAGAGUCCAGCUAAAAAAGUAUUAAGAAAAAUUGGAAUUGAAGUCAAAGCAUAAAGAUAACGAUCAUAAGAGUUACCUGAUUUAAAUCAAUAAUUUGGUUUAGAUGAUGAAGAUGGAGAUUCUAGUAAAAGAAAAGAUAAGUAAUUAAAAAAGAAGAAAGUUAUAUAGGAUAAUUAAUUACAAGAAAAUGUUUAACAACCUAAUAAAUCUACUAAUCUUGUGAAUGAUAAAACUCCAGCAAUGCCUUAGAUCAAUAGCCACGAAAAGAGCCAAAGCCCUCUUUAAUAUAAACAAAAAAUUUAAAUUAAUUUAAAUCAAAGCAAUUAAAUAUAAAAAGUUUAGCAACCCAGCAAACAUUCAUUACUUGUAGUUAAAGACUUUUCAUCCUCACCAGAUAAAAAGAGCUUUAUUAGUAAUCAAUUAAGUUAAGGGCAGAUGAAAGUUAUUUAAGCUAAUUAGAUCUAAAAAGAAAGUGAAUCACCAAAGCUUUAGCAAUCUGAUUAAAAGUAGUUAUAACACCACAAUCACCAUCACAAUAAAACUGUAAAGCAUGAACAUGUUCACUCUAUCACAUCUUAAAGUGGAAAUUUAUUUAUCAGUACUAACGAUAGGUUCUAGUAGAAUAACACUAACUAUGUUAACUAAGUUAUUUAAAAUUCAUCCUCAUUUAGUCAUUAAAAUACUUUAAAAAAAUAAAAUAAUUUGAGUAUUCAUUAAUAAUAGCAAGUUGAAUAGAAUUAAAAUUAGUAAAAUGUUAAUACAACAAACUAAAGUUAACUUUAAUAACAAUAAUAACAAUAGCAAUAAUAAUAACAAUAAUAACCUCCAGUUAUUAAAUUGAGAUACUUUAAUAUUGACAACUUCUUAAAAAAUAAUCCCAAAUUUUUUUUUGACCAUGAGUCAAUGCAAAAAAAAGUUUAAAUUAAAAAAUAAGAAAAUGUUAAGAAACUUAGAAAACUCAUUAAAAAAACUGAUAAAUUUAAUGAAUCUAACACUUAAAAAACAAAAAAAAAUUCAAUGCAAAUAAAUACAAAAGAUAUUCCAACAACACCUUUAGAUUCAUAAAAUGAUCAGAAAUAGAAAUAAUAAAAUUAAUUAGAUACUUCUUAAAUCUAAAAACCAUCUGAUAAUACCCAAAAAGAAAAGAAGAUGUUACAAAGUGAAAAUAUAAACUAAUAAGAGUUUUUUAUUUCUCUAAACAAUCAGCAGUCUUAAUAAACUUAAAUUUUAAAAGAAAGAGGCUCUCGUUAUGAAUAAAAACUUUCUAAAUUUUAAAUGAGAAUAUCUUAAAAAAACAUUCAAAGCGAUUCUGAAAAAUAAAAUUAGGGUAAUCAAGACUAAGAUAAUGCUGAUAAUCAAGAUUAAGAGGAGGAUGUUGAUGCAGAUGACGAUGAUGAUGAAGAAGAUGAUGAAUAAGAGGAGGAAAGCUAGAGUGAAGAGCAACUAAAUAACAAGUAAUCUAAUUAAAGUGUGAAUAAUGAUCCAUUUAAAUAAGGGAUAACAUAAAUUACUGCUGAAAAUGAAAAAGAUUUGAUAAAAUCUUAAGAUUCUCAAACAAAAUAAAUUUACAUAGAAAAAUUACCUUCAAUAAACAUAUAAAAGCAGGAUCAAACUUAAAAGAGCUAAAAAGAAUAAAGUUUAGAAGAGAACAAAUAAAUAUCUCCUUCAUUUUAAGCUAGUAAUUAGAGUAACUAGCAAAACAAGAUUCUUUUUUAUGCUUAAAGAUUGUCAUCUCCUAAAAGUUCUAGAUUGUAAAGCCCUUGCUAGAUACUCAAGAGCUAAUAGAGUUUAGAAAAAAUUUCUAUUUUAUAAAAUUAAAAUAAAUAAGAAAAUAAAAAUUUUUAUCUUAAUAUAAACAUGAAUAAUAAGCUUCUUAAGAAAAAUACAUUUAUGAAGAAUGACAUAGAGUCAUUAUUAUCAUAAAGAAAAUCAUUAAAAAAAAAGAAUUAAAUUCAAAACGACAGAUUUUAAUGUAUUAAAUUAAAAAAUUACUACCUUUCUCACAGAAAUGGUUUAGGAUAACCUAAAUAGUACUUGGCUAUAUUUCAUUUUGAUGGAGUGCUAGGGAGAUACGACAGACCAUUUUUUUAGAAAGGGGAGAAUUAUUAUGAUGAAGAAUAAUAAUGCUAUAAUGUUCAAAUGUCUAAGGAUAUGAGCAUUCAUGAAUUAAUGUUAAGAUAUUUUUGGUAAAGAGAAAAUCUCAAGAUCAUGUUCAAGUCAAUUUCUUAGUUUUAUUAAGUUGUUAUUAUUUUUCCUGAAAAAAAUGAAGUUUGGGAUUAUGUAUUUAACUUUUUUAUGCACAACAAAUAUAAUAUUGAUGGUAUUUACUAUAUGCAAAACCCAUCGGACCAAUAAAGUAAUGAAAACUAAUUUUUUGAGAGAAUUUCCUCUUAGAAUUACAAAACUUAGUUUAAACAACCUUUAAUUUAGGGAUAAUCUACGUAAAAUGAAAGGACUAAACUUUUGGUGGAUUACAAUAUUGUAUUAAAUGAGUUUGAUAUCAGAAAUCCUAAAAAGAUUUUAAUUUUUAACUCUUUAGAUCUUCAUUAUGACGAGACAUUCUUUACAAUAAAAACUCCUUUUUAAAUGCUAAAAGAAUAAUAGCAAUAAAAUUUAUAAAACGAAAAAAAGCAAAUGGAGGAUGAAAUGAAAUUUAAAUAUUAUGAUUAAAAAUAUUAAAAAGAUUAGCAAAGCUAUCAUAAUAAUUAAAACUUUUAGAAUAAUGAAGAAAUUCAAUAAAAUAAUAAUAGUAGCAUUUUUCCAUUGAUUAAUUAAUAUUAAUAUAAUAAAAAUAACGCAUAGGAUACUGUAGUAAGUUAAAGUGAAGAUGAUGCUUCUAUGUAAUCUUCUUUUUAAGCAACUUUUUACUUCGGAAAAACAGAGUAAAUGCAAGCAAUACCACUAAUUAAUAAUAAUAUUUAAAAUUUUCCUAUGCUCAAAUAGCUUCUAAUUGACAAUUCCGAUUACGGGAAACUUUUUAUUGGUAAAUUCCCAAAUAUUAACGUCAAUAAAGAGUGCCUUUGUCUAGUCCUUCUCCCAAGUAUGUAUAAUAAAGAUAGGAAUAACAAAUAUGGAGCUGGGACUAACUGCAAGAUACUAACAGAAAUUUGCAUUGAGUUUAUGCAUGAAGGAUCAUAAAAGAAUUACUUGUAAAAAAACAGAACAAUGUGGGGAUUACUAAAUUUGAAGCAGGAAAUAUAUGAAUCCUACAUAUAUAAAUCAAAAAGUGAUAUAAUAAGAGAAUACCAAUAAAAACUUCUUUUUGAAUGUUAGGAGUAAAAAAACAUAAUGUAAAUUUAAUAAAAAACUAAUAAGCUAGAUGAAGAAGAUGUAAUAAAAAAAUUAGAUUAAAUCUUUAAGGAAAAAGUUUUAAGUAUCCAAGCCAAGCAACCAAAUAAAAUCGCAAUCGAGGAUCUGAAUUUAGAAGAAUUAACAGUCAAUAUUGAGGAUAUUUGUCAGAGAAAUAAUAAAAUAAUAAAGUAAUUCAACACAUAAGGAAAACUUAGAAAAAACCAAAACUAUAUUGAAGAAGAUCUAGAAAUUUUAAAUUGGAAAGCUAAAGAAAUGAUAGACAAAGCAAAUUGUAUAAAUUCCAAACUAAUUUGUAAUUAAAUGAAAGAUAUAAAAAUUGCCUCUAAAUACUAUGACUCCUAUUUUGUUUGUUUUGAAUCUUUUAAAACUUUUCUAUUGUAAAUAUGCUGUUUCUUAUUUAUUUUAUGA
Molecule: messenger RNA, 3840 nt
Organism: Tetrahymena thermophila SB210
Lineage: Eukaryota; Ciliophora; Oligohymenophorea; Hymenostomatida; Tetrahymenidae
Exons: 3
Source: RefSeq, a predicted model, not a curated record